This is a messenger RNA of Angiostrongylus costaricensis, 453 nucleotides long. The record is from the annotation of a GenBank genome assembly. Lineage: Eukaryota; Metazoa; Nematoda; Chromadorea; Rhabditida; Metastrongylidae.
AUGGAAGCUGCCUGGAUUUCAAAGAACUAUGGUGACGAUCUGUCUUAUACAAGCAGGAAGGAUAAGUACGACGUCAUCGGCCUGGCUCAAACGAGACGACGCCACCCAUUCAACGCCUUCUAUGACACAGGAGAAGAACUGUUCCUCGGAACAUGCGGCAGUAGAGGAGUCGACGGCGUCGGCGUCAACACGAGUUUGUCCAUGAACAUCGAUUCAUUUGAACAGCUUACAACCCGAAUCGGACGUUUACCACUAAAACCAACUUUGGUUUACCGGCCAAUACCGGCUUUGAAAGUUUUCGUCGUUUACGUGCCGACAUCAAACUAUGACGAAGAAGAAGUUGAAGGGUUCUAUAUGGACUUGGAGAAGUUCUACAGAGAAGGCCAUACAUUCUUCAAGGUCAUCCAUCAUUGGAGAUUUCAACUCCAAGACUGGUCCAAGAAGAACGUCUGA